Messenger RNA from Dovyalis caffra, 2277 nucleotides. The record is from the annotation of a GenBank genome assembly. NCBI's taxonomy places the organism in Eukaryota, Viridiplantae, Streptophyta, Magnoliopsida, Malpighiales, Salicaceae.
AUGAAGAAUAAGAUCCAGUUCCUUCAUCUCUUUCUUCUCAUUGCCUUGUUUCUUGGCACAGUAGUGUGCCUCUCUGCUGCUAAGCAAACCCCAACCAUCUCCAGCUAUGGAGGCCUCAGUGAUGCUGAGGCUAUGUUCAUCAAGAAGCGGCAGCUUCUUUACUACAAAGAUGAGUUUGGUGACCGAGGAGAGAGAGUCACAGUAGACCCAACUCUAGUUUUCGAGAAUCCAAGACUUAGAAAUGCUUACAUAGCAUUACAAGCUUGGAAACAAGCCAUUUUCUCAGACCCUCUAAAUCUAACAGCCAACUGGGUUGGAUCUCAAGUCUGCAACUAUGAGGGGGUUUUCUGUGCUCCAGCUCCAGACAACAAAACAAUCCGUACAGUCGCCGGCAUUGAUCUCAACCACGGUGACAUCGCCGGCUACUUGCCAGAGGAGCUUGGCUUGCUGGUGGAUCUUGCAUUGUUUCACAUCAAUUCCAACAGGUUUUGUGGGACUAUACCCCACAAGUUCAAGAACUUGAGGCUACUGUUUGAACUGGAUCUUAGCAACAACAGGUUUGCUGGGAAAUUUCCACAAGUUGUGCUCAAGCUACCUUCAGUCAAAUUCUUGGAUCUGAGAUUCAACGAAUUUGAGGGUAGUGUACCAAAAGAGCUAUUUGACAAGGACUUGGAUGCAAUCUUUAUCAAUCACAACAGGUUCGUUUUCGAUCUGCCUGAAAACUUUGGCAACUCCCCAGUAUCAGUCAUCGUUUUGGCGAACAACAAGUUCCAUGGAUGUGUGCCGUCGAGCUUAGGUAACAUGUCAAAUCUCAAUGAAAUCAUCCUCAUGAACAAUGGGUUUAGAUCUUGCUUGCCUGUAGAGGUAGGUUUGCUUAAAAACCUGACAGUGCUGGAUGUUAGCUUCAAUCAAUUAAUGGGUCCAUUACCAGACACAAUCGGCGGGAUGGUAAGUCUCGAACAGCUCAAUGUAGCUCACAACAUGUUCUCUGGGAAGAUUCCAGCAAGUAUUUGUCAGUUGCCGAAUUUGGAGAACUUCACCUUCUCUUAUAACUUCUUCACUGGGGAGCCACCAGUGUGCUUGAGGCUGCCGGAUUUCAGUGACAGGAGGAAUUGUUUGCCAGGAAGACCAGUUCAGAGAUCUGCAGCACAAUGUAAGGCAUUUUUGUCUAGGCCUGUUGAUUGUAGCUCGUUUAGAUGUGCUCCUUUUGUUCCAUCUUUGCCUGCUCCUCCUCCACCUUCACCCCCAGUGCCAGUAUUUUCACCUCCACCACCGGUUGUUUUUCCGCAGUCACCACCACCUCCUCCACCACCAGUUUACUCACCACCACCUCCACCACCUUCACCCUCACCACCUCCUCUUUCACCACCACCCCCAGUAUAUUCACCCCCACCACCAGUGUACUCUCCACCUCCGCCUCCUCCAUCGCCCCCGCCACCUUCUCCACCUCCACCACCACCACCAGUGUAUUCACCACCACCGCCUCCUCCAUCACCUCCCCCACCCUCACCACCACCACCACCACCACCAUCUUUAUCUCCUCCUCCACCGUCACCCCCACCACCUUCACCUCCUCCACCAUCACCACCACCGCCCUCUCCAUUACCUCCAUGUAUACGCCCCCCACCACCGCCUCCACCUCCAUUAUUCUCUCCACCACCACCUGCUCCUUACUAUUACAACUCCCCACCACCCCCAUCACCGCCACACUCACCACCUCCACCUCCACACUCGCCUCCACCACCUAUUUAUCCUUACUUGUCACCUCCACCACCACCUCCUGUCAAUUCUCCACCUCCCCCAGUUUUUUCACCACCACCCCCAUCACCCCAACCUUGUAUAGAACCACCUCCACCUCCCCCACCACCAUGUGUGGAGUAUUCACCACCUCCACCUCCACCUUCUCCAUCACCGCCUCCACCAGUACAUUACAAGCCACCACCAUCACCAUCACCUCCACCACCACCAGUGAUGUACGCAUCACCUCCACCACCUCCAAUGCAAUACCAUUCACCUCCCCCACCUCCAGUUCACUACCACUCACCUCCUCCAACAUCACCACCACCACCUCCAGUUUACUACCAUUCUCCUCCACCACCAUCACCUCCACCGCCAAUUCCAUGCGAAAACCCUCCCCCACCUUCACCGCUAUCUCCACCACCACCUCCACCGAUUAUAUAUGGAAGUCCGCCACCUCCGACUCCGGUGUAUGGGGGGCCAUUACCACCAGUCACAGGGGUAUCUUACGCUUCACCUCCACCACCACCCUUCUAUUGA